AUGGAACACUCCAUUGAGAUUACCUCAAUAGAUGACCAAACUCCACUGCUUCUUCAAACUGAAAAAGAUGAGAAAUGUAUAAAUCAAAUCUUUGAUAAAAUGUUUGAGGAUUUGGACAAAUCAUCUCUUAAAUUUCGUACCAUAUUCAAAGUAAACGUGCGACUACGUGAAUCAAAUCCAGAUGCUUAUACACCAAAGAUAGUGUCUAUUGGUCCUUAUCAUAAGAAAAAUCCUCAACUUGGUCCAAUGGAAAAGUACAAAUUAUUGUACCUACGACGGUUUCUGAAACGAAGAGAGGGGGUUGACGUGAAAUCUUGGAUCGGUAUAUUGGAGGAAAUAAAGGAGGUAGUACUAAGGCGUUACGACAAUAUAGAAAACGUUGAUACUGAUGAAUUUUGCAAAAUGUUAUUGCUUGAUGGUUGUUUUGUGGUUGAGUUUAUUCGAGAGUGUUCUGAAAUAUAUCCAGAAGAAGAAAACAAAAUUAUCGAUUUUGUUGAUUACAAAUAUAAUCAACUACUCCGAGACUUGUUGUUACUAGAAAACCAACUUCCUUUCUUUAUACACAAAAUCCUUCAUUUAAUGACAGCGAAAACUGAUGAAUUACCAUUGGAAAAACUGGCGAUCACUUUGUUUAGGCAUGUUGUUAACUUGGGAUAUAUGUCAGCAGACGGUUUGAUAUUUGAUAAUGAAAAAUGUGAUAUGAAACAUUUACUUGAAGUAGUACACGUUGUUUCAUGUCCGAGGAAUUCCGAUGAGAAAUGGGCAAUCGACAAUGAGACCAAGUGGAAUAAGGUCAUGCCAAAUGCAACAGAGCUUUCCGAAGCUGGAGUUAGAUUUGCAAAGGUCAAUCAGACGACAAGUUUAUUUGAUAUAAAGUUUGAGAAUGGAUUGAUGACAAUACCUUAUAUUGAUGUGGUAGAUAGUACUGAAACCCUCCUAAGAAAUUUCAUUGCUUAUGAGCAACAAUCAACUGAAUUACAAUAUUUAUAUUUCAGUGAUUAUGCAAUUUUUAUGGAUCAUCUUAUCGACUCAGAUAAAGAUGUGAGUUUGCUUCGCCGUAAAAAAAUCAUAGCAAACUGGAUAGGAGAGGACAAAGAAGUGGCUAGCCUCUUCAACAAAAUCGGAAAUGGGGUCACUACAUAUUCCAACUUCUAUUACAGAAAAGUAUUCUUAGAAGCAGCUAAACAUUGUGAUGAAAAACCAUGGAACAGAAAGAUGGCAAGUUUGAAGCAUAAUUAUUUUAGUAGUCCUUGGGUAGGAGCUUCAACUAUGACAGCCGUCAUACUCCUCAUACUCACAGCUAUACAAACUAUUCUAGCUAUCAUAAGCGCCUUUAAAGGUAAUAAGUAA
Solanum stenotomum is the source of this 1350-nucleotide messenger RNA. Its product is annotated as putative UPF0481 protein At3g02645. The transcript is spliced from 2 exons. Bases 1 to 1350 code for a protein of 449 amino acids. The record is from RefSeq and is a predicted model, not a curated record. Lineage: Eukaryota; Viridiplantae; Streptophyta; Magnoliopsida; Solanales; Solanaceae.